UAGAAUAUAAUUGAUAUUCCUUGAGCUAAGAACACAGACAACAGUUGUUCUUGGCCCAGAGCAUUGACUUGAACAAUUUAUUUCACCAUGCACACCAAUAUUAUAAUUGUUAUAUUAUUAUCAACCACAUAUGUCGCUGAACCGAUUUUUGUUGAAUCGGAUCUAAAAGACAUUUUUCAAUCACUCUACGGACAGUACCUUCAACAAGGAAUACCUUUUAAAGAAAACACAUAUCAAGGCAAUACACCCAUACUGCGUGAGUAUGAUUUUAUUGUUAUAGGAGCAGGUCCGGGAGGAAGUGUCAUUGCAAAUCGUUUAUCGGAAAAUAACGACUCGUCAGUGUUAAUAUUGGAAGCUGGACAAGACGAAUCUGUGUUCACGGAUAUUCCAGGUGCCGCCCCAUACUUACAAUCAACAGACUACAAUUGGGGAUACAGUGCCGAACCCACCGACAAUGGAUGUUUAGGUAGAGAAAACCAGCGUUGUUCGUUACCAAAAGGAAAAGGUUUAGGCGGCUCAUCAAUCAUAAAUUUUAUGAUGUAUACAAGAGGGAGCAAAGAAGACUACGACAGCUAUGCAGAACUUGGAAUUACUGGUUGGUCUUACAAGGAUGUAUUGCCCUAUUUCUUGAAAGCUGAAAACAACUCGAUACCAGAGUAUCAGAAUUCAGAAUUUCAUUCAAACAAAGGGAAUUUACAUGUCGAAAGAAUAAAAUAUCAAACGCCACUCGUUGACAAGUUUAUAGAAGCGGGAGGCGAAUUGGGAUUGCGGGAAAAUAUAGACUACACGGUUGAACCAGAAAAUGGAAUAUCACGUGUACAAGCUACAACAAUAAAUGGAUACAGAAUGAGUUCGGCUAAAGCAUACAUUCGUCCAGUGAAUAACCGCCAGAACCUUCAUGUUGCAAUAUUUUGCAGAGUGACCAAAAUACUGAUUGAUCCCCAAACAAAAGAAGCUAUUGGUGUAGAGUUUGUUAAAAAAGGAAAAACCAGGAAAGUAUGGGCUAAAAAGGAAGUUAUAUUAUCAGCUGGACCAAUCAAUUCACCUCAGUUGCUCAUGCUGUCCGGAAUUGGACCAAAAGAACAUCUAGAAAAACAUGGAAUACCUGUGAUCCAAGACCUACCAGUUGGCAAAAACUUAGAAGACCAUUAUGCAACAAUCGGUUUAAAUUUUAAAAUCAACAGAACAGGAGUAGCAAUCAACGAGCAAGCUUUGUCAGAUCGAUUGGUAUUCGACGAUUGGUUUAAUUUUGGCGAAGGUCCUUUAACUUUACCAGGGGGAGUAGAAGGUUUAGGUUAUAUAAAAACACCGGCUGGCAAGGAAGUUGAACUGAUAAUUCUAUCUUUUUCACCGACUGGUGACACAUUUAAUAUAGUACCCAUGCUAUUGUUGCCAGACGCACGUGGAGAAGUCACGUUAAAAGACAAAAAUCCUGGUCACUGGCCAAUUAUACAUUAUGGAUACUAUCAAAACAAAUCUGAUUUGGAUACAUCUGUUUAUAGUCUUAAGUACAUAGUAAAGUUAGUAGAAGAAACUAAAGCUUUUGAAGAUUUAGGUGCGACAGCAGACCCUGUUACCAUAUCAGAAUGCGAUAAGCUCCAGUUCAAAUCAGAUGGUUACUGGGCAUGUUUCGCGAAGUACAUGACAACUAGUGUACAUCAUCAAUGUGGUACAUGCAGGAUGGGUGACGUUGUAAACAACAAAUUACAAGUCAUUGGAAUCAAAGGACUAAGAGUAGUAGACUCUUCCAUAUUACCACACGUUCCGAGAGCACAUCUUUACGCUCCGACUGUAAUGGUUGGAGAAAAAGCAGCAGACCUAAUAAAAAAUGAUUGGUCGCAAAACUAAACAUUUUAAAACACGUAUACACACCAAAUAAUUUGUAUAAUUUUAGAAACACGCAGAGUAUUAUUAUUAAUUAGUAUUAUAUAUUUUGUAGGUCAUUAAAAAUGUCGAUAUACUCAAAUGGUGUAUUUGUAACAUCUAUUAAUUUUAGUACAAGCUUUUUUAAUGUAAAAAAAGACCGAUGUUUAUUAAAAAAACCACAAUUAAUUAAAAACUACAAUUAAUUAAAUUUAAUGCGAUUAUUACUAUUCCAUAAUCAUCAACGAUAACAGAAAUUAAACCAUCAUCUAAAACACGAGUUUAGAUUAUUAUCACUUGUCACAAUCAAUUAAUUAAUCGGAUCAAAUGAAACAAUAUUUUCUUAACUACACUGAUAUUUUUCAAAUUUGAAAUUAUAAUAAUAUUGUAAUAAUUAAAUAAUGGAAAAAAUUAAUUUAGUUCCAAACUUGUGUGGGAUACUCUUUAUGAAUAAUACAGUAAAAAAACCAAAAGAAAUUAACCUUUUUACCUAAAAAGAAUGGAAUCUUUUUCAUUAUUAGUUUUUAAAAUUUUCCUUAAAGUAGAGUGCAGAUCGUAUAUAGAAGUUUUUUUUAUAUUUAUUCUAACAGAUUUUUUUUUUACAGACCAAAAAUAUUGUAAUAACUUGAAAACCAUAUGAACAUUACAAUAAAACAAACAGUAGUAUACACCUAAAGUAAACAAUUUAUAUUCUAAUAAUAUACUUCGGUAGUCAAAGCAUGUGUACAAAUAAGAACAACAACCGCACAAAACGUCUGCAAAACAGAACAUAAUGAUAUUAUGUACUAUUAUAUAAUGUAUGCUAGAUAUAAUUUUACUGAAAUCGUUUUUUAUUUUGAUAAAUUAAACUUUUACUGUAAUUAAACUUAAUUUGCAGACAUGAAAUCAAAAUACUAUGAAUUAACAAUUUAAAAGAAGUAUAAUUGAAUAAUUUAGUAAUAAAGAGUAGGACCAAUAUUCAAAUACUAUACAUAAAAUAUUGUACUUAGUAGGUAGUUGUAAAAACAGUAAUCAUAUAAAAAUAAAUUAUCUAUAAUGUAAAGUGUAUCUAAUAAAAUUUAGAAAAUAUUAUACAUGGGUCAAAACGCCAAAUAUGAACAAACGUUUAGACCUACCCCCGACGAUAAUUUUUAAAUAUUACACUGCAUGUAUGUUACGAUUAAAGAAAUGUUCUCAAGUU
Molecule: messenger RNA, 3043 nt
Organism: Adelges cooleyi (spruce gall adelgid)
Lineage: Eukaryota; Metazoa; Arthropoda; Insecta; Hemiptera; Adelgidae
Product: glucose dehydrogenase [FAD, quinone]-like
Exons: 3
Coding region: 88-1848 (586 amino acids)
Molecular function (GO): oxidoreductase activity, acting on CH-OH group of donors; flavin adenine dinucleotide binding
Source: RefSeq, a predicted model, not a curated record